CUUCCGUUGUUAACAGUUUGACUAUUAAUUAACGCCCUAGAAGUCAAAAUUUCUACAUAAUCGUCAUGAUCUUUUUCAGAAUAUUUGUCUAUGAGUUCUAGAUCAAGUUUGAAACUGGGUCAUCAGAGGUAAAAUAAAAAAUAAGUCUGUAAUAAAAUCUGUCAAAAGGUCCAUUGGAAGUACAGAAUGCACCCAAGCAAAGUUAAAGCAAAAUCGAGUCUGUUCACGAGACGUAAUUAAAUGUGCAACAUCCUCUGACACUGACACUGACAAAAGUUCUCUUGGAAAAAAUUAUUAAAACUGUGGAGACCAUAUUUCCUAACAUGGUCGGAACAUUUGUUUAUGUAAAGGUUAGGUCAGCUUUGUUACAUGGACGUCUUUGGUCUAAAUCUAGCUGACUAGGUUAAAUUACAGAAAUUGAUUGAUGUAGGUUCAAGCAUUAUCAGUAAUUGAUUGGAAACAGUUGCCGUUUUCCUGUCAACGUAACCUUUGACAUACAGAACCCAUUAGCGAUAGGGGCUAUUUUCUGACAAGCAAUGAUCUUAUGACGCUUAGGUUGAAACCUUUUUCAGAUCCAAAGUCGUUUUGGGCUUGGCCGUCAAAGACAAUAUAGGUUAGCUACUGAUCAUAUGCAAUCAUACUAACGUAUAUAUACGCUAUAUGCAUUGGCUUUCUCCAGAUAUUAGGUCUACUGUCAGAGCGAUCAACCGACAGGAGCAAAACCAAUAUUCAUUUUACUACUCUUCACGAAGUGGGGGUAAAAACAUAAGAAAUUAAAAAUUAAAAAAAUUUACUUUGACCAAGUCAAUUUUCCAGUGAAACGGUGUCGAACGUUUUCGCACAUUUUACUGUUAACGCAAAUAUAUUUUGGUGCAGACGACUUUUUGUACCAGUACGUUUUGUCUGAAAGCACCUUUCACUAUUGCCGAAAGUUUCCAUAUUACAAUAAUUCAUUUAUAUGAAUUGUCGAAAAGAAGCGGACUGCAGACGGUGAUUAAAUUGUAUUGCUAAGGACUUAUUUUUCCUAUACCUAUUCAAAGGUAUAAGAGCAACUUGUUUUUAAACAUCAGUUUCCAGAAGAGGGUUGAUCAACAUUGUUCUAUAAAAUGCGAUACACAACCCUCUACCUAUUAAAGUAUAUUGUCGAAGGUUGGUAGUAGAGAUUGAUUUUCAUUAUACUUUAAAUAACUAAUAAGUACCCAUUUCGUCAAUGUCAGACUAAGACUUGCUCCUGUAUUUUUGACAAUUGGAAAUUAAUAUUUCGUGUAAGUACUCAUACAAAAAUCAAUCAAGCCGCCAUACGGCACAUCGAAAUUAUUCCAUUCGUAACUUGAUGAUUUUAAAAAUCAGAUAGCAUUGUUUUAUAAUAUAAAAGCCUUCAUGCGUUUACACACAUUAUUUUCAUUUUCAGUAUGGUGUUUCAUUAUGAUUAACCCGUAUUUGUUUAGUUUAUUGAUAAAAAGUGACUUGAUUCAAGGAAAAGAUGCGUGUGAAAGAAACAGAAAAGUGGACAAAUACUGUGUUCCUCUUGUCAAUGGUGCUGGUGUCUACAGUAUUUGCCGCCGAAAAUUGUGGUGACAGCUAUAUAACGAUAAAGAUAAAGGGAGAUUGUACGAGUUCCUCGUGUAUAGGCGAAUGUCGUGAUGAUGGCACGUGCUGUCUAGAAAGGUGUUUUGCAGGCGACCAGCCCACAAACCAGGAAUUUGAAGGUUGUAUCAUUGCCCCGGACAUUCAGGGUACAUGCAGCAACUUUGUAAACCAGACAGAAUGCCUAGCUACAAACGUAAAUAAGACGUUUGCGGUGUGUUGGAAGCAUUCAAUUUACUUCAUUUCGUCACAUCCUAAUGUUGCCGGAAUUAAAGGAUUUAAUCCUGUCAAUUGCCCUUGCGAGCAUGGAUAUACGCGGAAAGUUGGAUCUUGUUCUUUUCCCCAGUGUAUCAAAAGUUCCUUUUGUGAACUGAAGGAAGAUCCAGCUUUAAACGUGGAUGUAUGUUGUCUUGAUAGCGCUAUAUUUCCACAAGAAAAUGACUGUGACAGUAAUCAGAAGCUGGACACGUCAGUACACCAGUAUCUCAAUGUGAGUACUUUGGCACAGUGCCAGGCCGUGUGCCAAGGCGGAUCGUGUAAAAUGACCAACGCCAGCAGGCUGCCUGCUUGCUGCAAAAGAAUACCUAAAAUAGAGAAAGGUCCGGGAGAUGAUGGUGUACAUGGUGGUGUCAUAGCUGUCAUUGUCGUCAUCAUCGUCGUACUAGUACUGGUAGCAGUUUUGGGUCUGUUAUACACCUACAGAAUCAAACAAGAAGAAAACCAAAUCAAGAGAAAUAGAAACAGUGGAACAACUUCAAUAGAAAUCACAGGAGUAGAUGAAAUGAUAGGCGGUGAACAAGCUUGGACUGAAGAUGGUGCCACAUAUCCCGAUAGGAACGGGAAUCUCGCGGCCAGGGUGCCAGAUAGUUAUCAAGUACCAGACGAAUGUGAUCAUGUAUCUACUGCAGAUUUUGAUUUAAGUGUACAUUCCAUUGAAAGGUUACAAAAUGGAAAUGCGCAUGCUUACGAUAAUCGGACAUUUAUUGAUGAUGAUGAAAAGAUCGGUGGCGAACUCAGCUACAAGUCUUACAGCAAAAGAACUGGAAGUGUCGUUUCCAUAGAACUGGCAUACGAAGGAGAUAAUGCACAUUUUGACAGUGGAGAAAAUUGUUUUGAUGGACAGAAUCAUGACUACUGAACAGCAAUACCUUUCUCUAUCGAUCUACAUGAUUACAUGUAUUCGGUUGUUACGUCUGAAAUUGCUUACAUUAAAUAUGAUUUACAGUUGCUAAGAACCGUCGUAAUCCCAUUUUAGUUGUUUCCACGUGAAAGUCCAUGUCACCAAUUUAAAACGUGACUCAUUUGAUGCUUAUAUAUCCAAUGAUUUCUAUAUCAACUAUCUUAAUAUUCUAUUAAUUUUGUAGGUGCACACAAUGUCAGUGUUUCUUUUUGUCAGCAAAAUAAAGGUCAGUGUCAUCUUUUUCAGUAUUGAAACAAUUUUUGAAAUAAGAAUGCGGUAUUCUUUAUUCAGUUCUCAUGGUAUUACUUUACUUUAAUUUCAUAUUGCUUUAACGCCAAUUAUAUAUGCCUCAUAUGAAAAUCAGACAUAUUAUGUCUGUCCGCCUCAAAGCACGCCUCCCCUUUUUGUCUCCAUACAUGCAUAUAUUGAGCUAGAUUUAAGAACAAGUGUCAAUGAGAAUCUACAAAACUAGUUGUUAGGUAAUUAGAGUGGCGUUAUGGCCCUUGCAUUUAUUCACAUUUUCAUUUUCUUCACCAUAUAUCGUCACUUUUAUCAUUUUAUUUAGUUGAUGUUUGCAAGCGCAAGUAUGCAAUAAGGUUAUUCACGCUUUAUAAUUUUAUGUUGUUGAUGUUAUUUCAAUUCAAAAACACAUAGAGUUAUUGCAAGAGAGAUAACCAUCUAAAUACAAAUUCCAGACUUAUCAAAGCAGUUAGUUCCUAUGACAGUAGAUAUACACACGAAAUAUACGUAUUCCAUAUUUUCGGUUAUUACCAAUACAAACCGCCUAAACCGUAUUUAAACAUGAACUGUAUGAAAGAUAUAUCUGUUAUCAUGUUAUCGUCCUGUUAAAUCUAAUUAGUUAAUCA
Molecule: messenger RNA, 3633 nt
Organism: Mercenaria mercenaria
Lineage: Eukaryota; Metazoa; Mollusca; Bivalvia; Venerida; Veneridae
Exons: 10
Coding region: 1484-2725 (413 amino acids)
Source: RefSeq, a predicted model, not a curated record